Molecule: messenger RNA, 2209 nt
Organism: Anolis carolinensis (green anole)
Lineage: Eukaryota; Metazoa; Chordata; Lepidosauria; Squamata; Anolidae
Product: protein spire homolog 2-like
Exons: 15
Coding region: 147-2072 (641 amino acids)
Biological process (GO): Golgi vesicle transport; intracellular transport; establishment of meiotic spindle localization
Cellular component (GO): cell cortex; cytoplasmic vesicle membrane
Molecular function (GO): actin binding
Source: RefSeq, a predicted model, not a curated record
GGAAGGACGGGCCCGCCCGGGGGCCCCAGGGGCGCCUCGCCGGACCCGCCGACCUCCUCCUCCGCCGGGACGGAGCCGUCGCCGCCAAAGGAGAGAGCGGCCUGGCCGAACUCCCAUUGACUUUAACGCCUUCUGCAGAAGCCCAGAUGGUGCAGUCGCUGGGCUUUGCGAUCUACCGGGCCUUGGACUGGGGCCUGGACGAGAACGAGGAGCGGGAGCUCAGCCCCGACCUGGAGCGCCUCAUUGACCUGAUGGUCAACAGCGACUCGGAGGAGAGCAGCUGCGGCACGGCGGACGAAGGCUAUGGCGGCCAAGAUGAGGAGGACGAGGAGGAGGAAGAGGCGGCGGCGGCGGCCAGGGGGGCCCUGCGCGCCGUGCGCACCUUCCGCCAGGUCAUGCGGCUCUGCGCAUCGAGGCUCAGCCAGCCCCAAGAGGCCCAGGCGCACUACCAGGCGGUCUGCCGGGCCCUGUUCCUGGAGACGGUGGAGCUGAAGGCCUUCUUGGCCAAGAUCCAGGAGACCAAGGAGAUGUUGACGAAACUGAAGAAUGAAGACGAGGAGCUGAGAGACCGGUCAGUUGCAGACCUGGACAACCUGAGGAACACCGACUGGGCCCGGCUCUGGGUCCAGCUCAUGCGGGAGCUGCGCAACGGGGUCAAGCUCAAGAAGGUCCAGGAGAAGCAGUUCGACCCCUUGCCCACCGAGUACCAGCUGACCCCCUUCGAGAUGCUGAUGCAGGACAUCCGGGCUCGGAACUACAAGCUCCGCAAGGUCAUGGUGGAUGGGGACAUCCCUCCGCGGGUGAAGAAAGAUGCUCAUGCGCUCAUCCUUGACUUCAUAAGAUCCCGGCCACCCUUGAGACAGGCUUCGGAGCGGCGGCUGCGGCCGAUUCCUCAGAGGCAACGGACGCUGCAUGAAAAGAUUUUGGAAGAGAUCAAGCAGGAGAGGAAGCUUCGUCCGGUUGAAGAGCGCUUCCAGAACCAGAAAGGGUUCGGAUCCGUGCCUUGCCUGGUGAAGGCCUGCUCCGGUGACGCCAAGUCCACCUCCUGCAUCAACCUCUCUGCCUCGGACUCGGGGACCCCGGUCCAGCAGCGCCAAAGACCCCGGAUCCUGCUGAAGGCCCCGACGCUGGCCGAGAUGGAGGAGAUGCUCACCUCCGAAGAGGAGGACUCUCCCGGGUCAGAGGCUUUGCAAGGUCUGGGGCUGAAGCGCGACCGCUCUUUUUCGGAGCAGGACCUGGCCCAGUUCCAGAGCGAGAGCCAGAGCAAUGCGCCGGAUGCCGAGAACGACGGAUACAGCGGGUCCGAACCCAGGCCCCGCUCAGGUACCCCCUCCGAUGCAUGGACCAGAAUCCAGAACCCGGGAUCCGUCCCGGCCAGUUACCACCCGGUGGUCCCUUGCGGCUCCAGCCCCUUCCCGGCCAAGCAGGGCUUCCUCAGCUCCGUGGAUGAAAAGUCCGAGGCCGGAUCGGGACCCCCUCCUCCGGAGUCCAGCAUGAAAUACUUGUGGCUGCAAGAGUUCAGCCACCCGGUGGAGAGCUUGGCCCUGACCGUGGAGGAGAUGGUCAAUGUCCGGCGGGUGCUGGUCAAGGCCGAGAUGGAGAAGUUCCAGCAAAGCAAGGAGCUCUACAGCAGCAUGAAGAAGGGCAAGAUCUGUUGCUGCUGCAAGACCAAGUUUGCCCUCUUCUCCUGGCCGCCCACCUGCCUCUUCUGCAAAAGGUCUGUCUGUGGUUCUUGCAGCCUGAAGAUCAAGAUGCCUUCCAAGAAGCUGGCCCACAUCCCGGUCUAUGCCUUGGGCUUCGAGACCCUGCCGGGCUCAUUGGGGCCCAAGGCACCCCCUUUCCGGAAGAAGGAGACCUUCCACCCCUUGCAGGGCACCCGCUGGCGGAGCGUGGAGGAGGAGUUCCCCUACAUCUACGCCCACGGCUCGGUGCUCAAGGACGUCUGCUCCGACUGCUCCGGCUUCGUCACGGACGUGGUCAGCUCCAGCCGCAAGAGCGUGGACAUCCUCAACACCGCCACGCCCGACCGGAGGAGCCGCAAGACCCAGUCCCUCUACAUCUCCUCCAGCUAGGCCCCCGACACCAUGGCCCCCAUCGUCCCCAAGCCUUUGGGUCACAAGCUGCACCGAAAGAGGAGCUGGAGAGGAAGCGCCAACGUCUCUGCUUUCUUGCAUCCACUCCGACACCCAUCGUCCCCGUCUCUGCCUGU